Messenger RNA from Sinocyclocheilus rhinocerous, 1742 nucleotides. RefSeq lists its product as uncharacterized. NCBI's taxonomy places the organism in Eukaryota, Metazoa, Chordata, Actinopteri, Cypriniformes, Cyprinidae. The coding region runs from base 254 to 1720 and encodes 488 amino acids. The transcript has 3 exons. Gene Ontology annotation, cellular component: protein phosphatase type 1 complex; endoplasmic reticulum. Gene Ontology annotation, molecular function: protein phosphatase regulator activity. Gene Ontology annotation, biological process: response to endoplasmic reticulum stress. The record is from RefSeq and is a predicted model, not a curated record.
AGCGCUGGAGAUAUUUGUUUAUAGUGGAGCGCUUUCUUAAAUUGGAGCCGUUUGUCGCAGUCACACGUUCACUCGGAGGUGCUGGAAACGGGACUUGGUGAUCAUGUGGACCUCAGCAGCUUUCGCUCGGAGUUAACGCUCACAUAUCUGCGAAGAUGUGGUUAGCAAACUUCAAAAAUCAGCCGAUAAAUUACGACAGAGAAAACAAACCAAGGGACGAAUAUCAGAAUACGUGACAGGGUAUUGUUUGAGGAUGGAAAGGAGCGCAUCGGAGCGGACCGCGCUGCGGCUGUUUGGGGACAGCGGCAUGAUGCUUCUGCCCUGGACUAAACAGAUCCUGACGGUGCUGUGGGAGCACCUGCGACUGCUGGUCCAGGUCAUCUGCUGCACUUUGAUUUCGGUUUUCCAGAUGUUCAGGUUUGAAGUCCAUCUGAGAAUUACAGACGAGACAGGACAACACAUUCAGCACAUGACAAGUGGGUCAGGAGACCCUUCUGACAGUUUCCUGCUCUCAUCCUUGUUUGAAAACAACAAAAACAUGGUGGUCGGGGGUUCCAGUCCACUUUCAAAAUUCGGCAGGGACCCAUUCGAUGUGAGCUCUCACUCCAGAGCUGUCCUGUCCAGUCUGGUCAGCGAUGAACUCUGUUGCUCCUUGGUGGACGACCUUGUGUCCCACGCAACAGAGUGUCUCAAUGACACUGAAGACCUCUAUAUUGGAGAUCACUCCAUGUGGAAACAUGGAUACGACUGGACCAUAUUAGGAGGAUCAGAGAGGAAAUGCGGAGAGAACACCUGCACGUUUACUGCACAUGUGUCUGGGUUUUCUGCAAAGGAGUUUGUAAAGCAUCAGAAGCCCAUCGGUGAUCCUGAUUCAUGUAGAUCAUCUACAGAGGAGGUUCAAGCUCCAUGUCAAGUGCAGUCAGUCGGUCAAUUCUCAGACAGCGAGUUCAGCUGGGGAAGCACAGACAGCUCUUGUUUUGAAGGAGAACGAGAGGAGAAUGACAAACUCUGGGACCUUCUGACCAGCUCGACUGAUCCAUAUCACCCUCUACACUUCACGGCAUGUUUGUCCAGUGCGAUUCCUGAAAAAAGCAAAACGCAGGUGGUUUUGAAGGCUGAAAGUCCCACUGUAUCACAAUCCACUGCAUCUACAGGCUCCGAUUCUUCCAAACCAGGUUCUGAAGAUGAAGAAGAAGAGGCCUUAUGGAGAUCCCUCUCUCAGAAUCAUGACCCAUAUCACCCACUGAAUUUCAGAGCCCCUCUUCAAAGCUCACCAGCUACAUCAGUACCUUCAAAACAUGAUUCGCCCAGUGACAACACACAAAAUAAAACCGAUAGACUCUUAAAAUCUUCAAGACGCUCAAAGCCGCAGUUGCCAUCAAGUAAAGUUGCUCGCCAUUGCUGCCACAAAUUACCAGUUGAGACAUUAUCAGUGGUGCCAUGGAUAAGACCUGUUGGUCUGACUGCUCUUCAGGGCAACCAAAGGAAAUGUCCCAAUUUUAAGAAGGUGAAAUUCUCUCCUAUCGUACAAGUCCACAAGAUGCAAGCUUGGUCCUUUGCUUUUCAAGCAUCUCGUAAGGGACCGUGGGAGGUGUUUGCACGGGACAGAGACCGUUUCCGAAAGAGAAUCUGUGAAACUGAGAAGGCCAUUGGCUACUGUUUUAGUUUGUCACACAGGGAAAAGCUGUGGGCCUAUAAGGACAGAGUACAGAAGAAGUAACCAGCCCUUGAUUGGCAAAAAU